AAACACACCCGGUUUUCACAUCUUUAUUAACCCAAUCAGGACUCCAACAAUUGAUAAUAUAUAUAUAUAUAUAUAUAUACACGAACGAGGAGUGUAAUGAGAAGAACAGUACAAAAAAGUCGUCCAUCAGUCAACGGUGGAGGGUCCGGUCCACCCACACUAGAACUUCCACAGUCUUCGUUCUAUUCAAAGGUCAAAGCCAUUGACCUUCUGUUUGGUGUAUUGUAUAUUAUAUGUGGAUUUCCUUUAUAAAAGUCUUUCGACUUUUUCUUCCUGAUUUUCCCUAGAAGGAAAAUAAUAAUUGUAAUAUUUAUUGAAAAUAAUAAUAAUAAUAAUAAUAAGUUGGGGCAAAAACAUGGGCGAAUUGGAGGAGGUGUGGAAGGAGGCGAUCAACGCAGCGAUCACAGCCCAAAAACUGAAGGUUUGAAAAAUCUGAAAAGAAAAAACCCUAAAAUUGGGUGCCCUAAUCCGAUGAGGUCGGACAUCAACUUCUUUCGAGUCAGAUUUUCGAGGGGUCUGUUGUGGUUUCAUGCGAAUUUUGUUUACAGGUGCUGAGUCCAUUUCCAUCUCUGAAUAAUUCAAACCACCCAUGGAUUGCAUUUCUCCCUUUGCUUCCAACUCAAUCCAUCGUCUCCACCGACCCCUCUAAUCUCGAUUUUCAUGCCUCUCCAUGGCCGGUUCGAAAUUCCGGUUUUUGUUGCAGAAGUUGGUUCUCUUGCCUCGCGCUGUCUCCCUAUAUCUUGCCUUUCUCUUAGGGUUCUUCUCCUCGUACAUUUUCAGGUUUUCGUUUUUGUUCUUUAAGGUUUCUUUUUGUGUGUGUGUGUGUGUGGUUAUGGUUUUUGUUGAUCGGGUUUUGAUUCGAUGGUCGUGCUCCAGGCUGGGAGGGGACAAUGGCCGUAGUGAAAAGAAUGAUCAGAGAUUGAAGAAUUUUGUAGAGCCGGAUGAUGGGGACGACGAUGAAGGAGAGAAUGAAGAGGUGUGUUUGAAAUUCAAGUUCCCCAGUUACGAAGAGUUCAGACAAAUCCAGAAAGAAGGAGGUAAUCUUUUCGAUGAAAUUGACGAUGAUCCCGGUGGAAAUUUAGAGAUUGAUGAAGGAAUUGAGGAAGAAGAUGCUGUUGAUCUUGAUCUUGAUGAGAAUCAAUUUAGUGUUGAAAAUUGUGAUUUGGAGAGCGGUUCUUCGAAUUCUUACACCAAUGGUUUCUUGUCGGAGAUUGAUUUUGUGGAGGAAAUGGAAAUCAGCAGCGAUUAUAAAUGGGAUUUUACCGAAGAAGAUUCAUCACAGGUCGAUGAUAUUAACCUAGACAAAGGUUUCUUGUCCGAGCAGGACUUUGAUGAUAAUGAAAAUGUUGAGUAUUCAGACAACAUAGACGAUUUCGAGGAUGAUUCCGAAGAAGAAGAUGCCGAAUGCGAGGAUUCAGACAGUCUGUGGGAGCAUCAAGAGCUGAUCGAGCAGCUAAAAAUGGAGCUGAAGAAGGUGAAGGCAACAGGGCUUCCCACCAUUCUAGAAGAAUCCGAAACCUCCCCUAAGAUACUCAUGGAAGACUUGAAGCCAUGGAAAAUCGACGAAUUCCAGCGCCAAGAUUCCUUCGGCGAUCUCCACAGAUUCUACAAAACUUACCACGAAAGAAUGCGAAAAUUCGACAUUGUCAGCUACCAGAAGAUGUAUGCUAUUGGUUGUCUGCAGCUGAAGGAUCCUCUGCAAUCCUUGUCCAAGGAAAAAUCAUCGCCGACCUUCAGAUCUGUCCUGUCCCAGAAUCCUCUGCAUCUCUUUAAGAACAGAGUCCACGGCGCGGAUGAUCCGAUGAAGAAGUUCGUAAAGGAGCUGCAGGAGGAUCUAGAAGCCGUGUACGUGGCGCACACGUGUCUUUCGUGGGAGUUCUUACAAUGGCAGUAUGAGAAGGCCCUGGAUUUGUGCGACAACGAUCCACGUGGCGUUCGAACAUACAACAAAGUCGCCGGCGAGUUCCAGCAGUUUCAAGUGCUGAUGCAUAGAUUCAUCGAAGACGAACCGUUCCGCGGCCCGCGAUUGCAGCAUUACGUCACCACGCGGCGCGCGCAUCGCAAUCUUCUUCAAAUCCCCGUAAUAAGACAGGACAACCCGAAAGACAGAAGAAAGAACUGGAAAUCAGACAACGGAGAAGACGCCUACAUCGUCACCAGCGAAACUCUCGUGGAAAUUCUCGAAGAAUCGAUUCGGGUAUUCUGGCGAUUUGUCCGGGCUGACAAGGACUGCAUUGUCUCAGGCGACAAAAAGCUUCCGGAGCUCGCUUUUCCGGAAGACCUCAAGCUACUAAUGGAGGCCAAGAAGGCUCUCCAAAAGAAGCAGAGGAAGCUCCGGGAAGUAGUUAAGAGCGAAAAGUGCAUCCUGAGGAAAAUGAGCCGAUGCCGGGGAGACGACGAGUACGACCACGUGCUGUGGUUUUUCUCGCAGGUGGACAUGAGAUUAGUCGGGAGGACAUUGAACAUGUCGAAGAUAACGAGGGAUCAGUUGCAAUGGUGUCAUAACAAGCUUGAUAGGAUUAGUUUUGUCGAUAGGAGAUUAUAUGUAGAGCCUGCUUUCUUGCUCUUCCCUUGUUAGAUUUUAAUUUUGUCACCAAUUAAUUAAUUGAAUCGAUCCAUAGAAGAAGUAGAUAGUUGCUUCUAUAGCUUGCUUUGGCAAUGGCAGAACUACUCUGAUUAAAUGAAUAAUUAAAUAAAGAAGAAGAAGAACAAAAUAAUACUCU
Andrographis paniculata is the source of this 2723-nucleotide messenger RNA. RefSeq lists its product as uncharacterized. The record is from RefSeq and is a predicted model, not a curated record. The transcript is spliced from 4 exons. Lineage: Eukaryota; Viridiplantae; Streptophyta; Magnoliopsida; Lamiales; Acanthaceae. Bases 671 to 2578 code for a protein of 635 amino acids.